Molecule: messenger RNA, 7760 nt
Organism: Coccidioides posadasii C735 delta SOWgp
Lineage: Eukaryota; Fungi; Ascomycota; Eurotiomycetes; Onygenales; Onygenaceae
Source: RefSeq, a predicted model, not a curated record
UAAGAUUUUGCAUUCAAGCAGCUUAUUUGCAUCUUAUUACCCGGUGAUAUUCAGUGAAUCCUCUUUCCGAUGAUAGGAGUGGAUUGUUGCGUUCCGAGAGCUUCACAAUCAUAAUAGCCUUCCUCGGGGCUCCUCACGCCUGAGGCAGAAUUCCCUCUUCGUGGGGAUGAUCGCAACACGUCUGAUGGUGAUCUCUCGCGGUGGAUAACCAGUACUGGGACUGCAAACCCCUCGUAGAGACAAUGAGCAGCGUGCUCUUACGUCCCAGGCGGCAAUCGUCACCGGCAGCGACCGAACGCUUGACCUCGAAGCUACGCCCCGCAAUCGAUGCGUUGGCUGGUUCUAUACGCGACUCCUUGUGCCUUGAUGAUGCAUUGGCAGCUACAGAAAGCAUUAUUUGCCUCCGGCACGCGUUCCUCGACGAUGCUCAACCCCUCGAAGCGAGAGACGCGUUCCGCCACCUCCGAGGGUUCCAAGUGCUCCUCGACUUACUUGAGCGUUUGGCCCACUUAUACGAACCCAAAGCUUUCGAUCCACAGCAGCGUAGGGCCGUCCUGGCUCUAGUGAAGGAGGUAAUAGGUGUUCUUGGGGAAACCUUGAAAGACCACCAUGGUAAUAAACGUUACUUUGCACGAAGAGUUCAUGGAAGUGGAGAGCCUUCCUUCGAGCAAAUAUUGUCAAGCCUUUCUGGCAAGUUGGAGGAGAAUACCGACGGAGACAAGGAUCUCGAAGUUGAACAAUUCUAUGGCGGGCUCCUUGCUGCUGGGCUGGGCCAACAGACUGUUUCGGGCCUAUUCACGUCAUUGAGAAAGAAGUUUGACAAUGACAUAGAGGUCCUGCCCGCUGCGAUCAAAGAGGCCAUAGAGGAUGCCAUAGGAUCCUCGGAGGUCGUGGAGAACCCGGAGUUUUUCGGGCCUCUUCUUCAACUUUGGCUCGAACAGUCCUUGGAGCUUUCUAAAUACCCAAUCCAACGCUUGGUUGUCCCAGCCUGUCUUGGGCGUCUUGCCGCGCAGUCUUCUCGGAAUCGCCUUGCUCUUCAUUCUACUGGAAUGCUAACUUCCCUCUCAGGUCUCAUUACCAACUCAAACCGUAACAGGGAAGAAUUAGCGCUGUAUUACGAGUUGGCUGUCGUCCUGAGCUCAGAAGGCUUCGACAAUCUUGACGAUGCGGCGGAGCUUUAUCGCAAGGCCCACGGUUCCGUGGAGGCCUCUAGGUUCCUUCUGGCAACUAUUAAAUCGUCAAAAGAACCUCCUUUGGUUCAAUUUGACAUGUCAUCCCACGGUUACUCAUCAAUUGAAUUGCCUACUCUUGGGAGGCCGUUCCCACCUAUCGCAUCGGCUGGCUACACACUUACUGUUUGGGCUCGAUUUGAUACUUUCGAUCCUAAAGUCCACACCACUAUCUUCGGAGCCUUUGAUGCAACCCAGACAUGCUUUUUGCUUGCAUACCUGGAGAAGGACACCCGUUACUUGAUUCUUCAAACUUCCAUCACCGGUAGUCGCCCAAGUGUCCGUUUUAAAUCCACGGUGUUCUCCCCUGGUGUCUGGUAUCAUAUCUGCAUUGUGCACAAAAGACCUAGGCCAAUAUCAUCUUCGCGAGCAUUACUGUUCAUAAACGGGGAGCUCGUAGAGCAGCUGAAAGCAGACUAUCCUCAGGUGCCUGCGAGUCGUUCAGGCCAGAAACAAGCUCGUAUCCAAGCUUUCUUAGGCACCCCACAGGACCUAGCCCUAAGGGUAGGGAAAGGCCUGUCGGCAUCCAGCUGGUCUUUAGCUUCAGCCGUAUUGUUCGAGGAGGCGUUUACGGACGAUAUUAUUUCUGUCCUAUGCCAACUAGGCCCUAGGUAUUACGGAAACUUCCAAGAUUGCUUGGGCUCGUUUCAGACAUAUCGAGCUUCCGCAACAUUGAAUUUGCGCAAUGAGAACUUUCAUCCUGGAAAGGAGGAACACUCCGAUAUCGUGGCUGUAAUACGCCAGAAGGCUAGUAUUUUGAUACCAGAGAAUUCCAUUUUACUGAACAUUUCUCCCACCGCUGUUCUUGAUGGCGACGCCAGCAAUAUUGAUGAGUCGCAGCUGGUGAAAUCAUUAUCGAGGAACCCAGCUAGACACCUUAACCAUUUCCUGAAAGCCGGAGGGAACUCUGUUGCCAUCAAUAGAGCCGUUCCCGCCAUAAAUAGAGCGUUAACUGAGCCCCAGGGCGUUGCCAUUCUCACCGGGAAUCCUGUGCUGUCCCUCCCACAGUCACUGGACGAUGCUGCCUGGCGCAUUGGCGGCUGCGCCGCCGUCCACCUUAAUAUGAUCGAGGCUGCCACUACUCCUGAGCAUCUCCGGUUAGCCGUAGAGAUUUUGUUAGAGUCAGUGCAGGAUAGCUGGCGGAAUAGCGAAGCCAUGGAAAAAGAAAACGGUUAUGGAAUUCUUGGUAUACUGUUGAGAGAAAAACUUGGAAUUACAGCUGCCAUCCCGAAUGCGCCAAUAAAGGUUGCAUCCGUCUGUUCAAAUUUGCAAGAAAGAAAUGAGCUUGCGAUGGAGCUGUUGAUUCUGAUUCUAAAAUUUGUGGGAUACGAUUUCAACAAUCCGAAGAAAUCUAUUAUUAUUAACCCGUUGGCAUAUCGAGUGCUGCUGGUUGAUUUAGACAUAUGGCGCCUUGGGGAUCUCCCCCUAUUGGAGGUUUACUACUCUCAGUUUCGUACUUUUUGCAUUGAAAGUCAUUACCAUCGCUUCAACGCUAAGAGGCUAUCGCGGAUGCGUGUAAUCAAAAGAUUACUGGAUUCUUUGAAAGAUGGAAUUUUCACAGCCGAUAAUAUAAAGCUGUUUAUACCUGCAUUCAGCUGCCUGACGACCUGUUGCAUGAUGGCCGAGAUACUGCGCUCAAUCGCGCUCUUCAUCACAUAUUCUGUCCAUAACCCGAAACCGCCGAGCAGGUUGCAGAACAAGAAGAGCACGGCAAGCAUUACCAGACAAUUCCGACGAGCCACUGCCCCUCAAUUCCAGGGAAGAAUGGCUGUUUAUAUAUCUAAAGAACAGAUAGGUGUGGAGCUCCUGCGGACAUUCGCGGACAUUUUCUGUGCUUCUGAAAAUACCGCCAAUAUCCAAAAGUUUGCCAGGACGGUAACGAACAAGUGGCUUCUAUAUCUGAUUUCCGAGGACAAUGCAGACGUGGUCAUUCAGGCAACAAGAAUCCUUGCGAGGCUACUCACUGUCCAUGGGUCGAGCUAUACGAGAAAGUUCGACAAAUCCGGUGGCUUCGUAAUACUUCGACAUUGUUUAAAGCGGUGGUGGAGUUUACCCGCCCUAUGGCUGUUCUGCUUUGCAGUUUUGUUCGGCCAAGAUGUGAAAAGCAUUGAUAUGGAACAGGGAUUCGACCGCGCAGCGUUUACAGCCUUACUCGAGAAUUCAGAAAAGGCGAAAGUCGCAUGCCCGGAGGUCUUUCCAGUUAUCACUGGGAUGCUUCAAAGUGCACUAAAGUCAUUUAUUUUGGAGACACGUGCCGUUGAACGCCCAGAAGAGAGUGAUGAUGAACUCUGGCUUGGAGGAUCGGGUCGAAGAGAGAAGUCGAAUUCGAUCUCUGGUUUACACGAAGACUUGUUAGAAAACGUCGUCCAUUUUUUGGCCAAUAUACACACCAAAUGCUCAGACUUCCGGGACUUUGCGGCAACGUCAAACUAUGUCGAUGAGCUGCUCCUUGUCUUGUUUCCCGUCGUAGUCGGCUCUGACGCGGUUAAUGCGAGCGUGGAAUUGAACUCACGCAAUUCGAGCCUCACAUUUGGGAGCGACAGUGUGGUUAUCCAGCCACUUUCUAAUGCUCGACCAGUUCUUCGUACCAGCACGGUUGAGCGCUGUGGUGGUGAGGAAGGGGGAGACAGUUUCCGGCGAGGGUCGUCUUUCAUCCUAGUUUCAUCCGACAAGGCUAAAUACAACCCGUCCUCCGCGCGUUUGCGACAUGUUGUAGAGCCAAAGGCCGACGUAGCAAGUACUGUGCCAGCGCAUUCAGUUGUUCAGGAAUUGCUCGAUUUGGUCGUUUCUGUCUUAAUGGACCAAUUGUUGACUCGUAAAGAGUUCUCUGGCCUGUCGAUAUUCCUGAAGAUGCCUCCCGGGUUCAUAGAGCAUCAGGUUUACUUCGAGUCCUGGUUACAACGCAACAUCUUGCUCCAGAUUGAAAGCAAUGUUUUGCUAAACCGAAAGGCACUGUUGGAACCGCGAGUUUUAAACAAUCUUGCAAGGCUAUUGACCCAGGUUGCAGAUGCUAUUUACGAAGGCUGGUUUAUAGACGGAGCUACAGUGACUCUAGAUUUCGCGGGCCCGAUUUUGGAAUACCUCCAAAAGAGCGAAGUGGCAUCUUUGAAAAGCAUCCGACUUUGCAGUCAAACAAUUGGCAAUAUACGAUCUAUCGUCUUCCGUACGGUCUUGCUGAGGCUAUCGGAAACUGAAGAUGCGGCAGCCCUUUCCUUUCUAAAACGUCUUACUUACUGGCAAACAGUGCUCCUGGGUUCUGAGGAAACGCAGGCGGAACAUUUGCAGCUGAUGUGCUACCUUUUGUACUCCAAAAUAGUCACAGAAGAAGAAGACGUCCGACUGCAGGCUGCAGGUCUAUGGCGAAUCAUCAUGGUCCAGAAACCGACAGAAACUUUGGCUAUGUUGAGUCAAACCAGUUCAUCCCUCCAUAAACGACUAUCUACCGGAUUUCAAAAGCUUGUCGCCAUGGACAAUAGCAGUUUCCUUCGAUGGAUAGAUGACCAACGAGAUGAUCUUGACUGCUUCUUCUUCGGCACAUUGUCGAAAGUAUGGGAGAACUUUGUGAGGCAGGAAAAUAACAAGACGGAUGACACUGCUAGAAAUCGAUUGUCAAAGAGAAAAGAGAAGUUGAAGCAGUGGAGCCAGACCGAUGAAGCGAAUGAGGAGAUUAUCCGUAGACACGAUGUUACCUUUGGGCAUUGGACUUCAAACAUCUCGCUUUCGGAGAAACUCAAACAUCAAAGAUAUGCUCAAGACCAGCAAGACGACUUUACUUUCUUGCUCUCCAUUUUUUCUCGCGUUUACCGGAAUCUCCGCCGCGAAAAUGGCCUUCUCGCAGACCGCAGCGAAACUAAAUGGCGUCUAGACCAAACGGAAGGUCGGAGCAGGAUGCGUCAGCGGAUUAUUCCCGACGAUACAGUUGGUAAACAGGAUUAUCAGCCCAAACGAAGGGCGACAGAGUCUCAUCCAUCAAAAUCAGAUACCCGGCCACGCUCCAACACAGAUAGUGAUGGCGUUUCUAUCACUCCCUCCGAAAUUGCAGCUGAGGGGCUUGAAGAAGGUUCUUUGGUGGAUGAUAAUGGUGAUGGGGCGGGAAUGGAUGAUAGCUUUGAGAUCAUCGAGGAGCCCAAGGACGGCGAGGAAGAUUAUGAAGAUAAGAAUCGGAAGGUGAUGAGAAGCCUCCAUCGCGGAGACCAAGUGCAACAUGUGUGCAAUAUUUCUAGAAUUGUUGGCCUAGAAGCGUGCGAAGGCCUUCUAAUUCUUGGGAAGGAUAGCAUCUACAUCAUGGAUAACUACUUCCAGCGCCCGGAUGGGGAGAUUGUCAACGUCUGGCAGGCCCCGCGUGAGGAGCGCGAUCCUUACGUGCGCAUGAUCUCGGGUCGAGAGUCAAGUGAGCGAAAGUACAACAAUGGUGAGCAUGAAACCAGAAGCUGGAAAUGGCUUGACGUGGUUAGUGUCUCGAAACGUCGUUUCUUGUUCCGAGAUGUGGCUCUUGAGAUAUUUUUCACGGAUGGUCGCAGCUUUUUGAUAACCUUGAUCUCGCCGCCUGCUCGAAACGAACUGCAUACCUGGCUCAUUUCCCGAGCACCGCAGACCCAAGCAGCCAGCAACUCAUCACAAGCUGACGAUUCCUGGAGGUUCGAAGCCCUGCGAAGUCAAGAAACCAAGCCACAGUUUUUUGGAUCUAAGCUUGUCAACGUGUUUGGUCAAGGAGGCUUGCACCCUGCAACCCGCAAGUGGUUAAAAGGAGAGAUGUCGAAUUUUCAUUAUUUGAUGCUAGUUAACACAUUAGCCGGGCGGACUUUCAAUGAUUUGACCCAGUAUCCUGUUUUCCCUUGGGUGCUCGCGGAUUAUACGAGCGAAGAACUGGAUCUCACAAACCCGAAGACAUUUCGAGAUCUUUCCAAGCCGAUGGGAUGUCAGACCCCCGAAAGAGAAGCUGGCUUCAGAAGCAGAUAUCAGUCGUUUGCCGAGAUGGGCGAUCAUAACGCUCCUCCUUUCCACUACGGAACACACUAUUCCUCCGCAAUGAUAGUAUGCUCCUAUCUGAUACGACUCCAGCCAUUUGUCAAAUCUUUCCUUCUACUGCAGGGUGGAACAUUCGAUCAUGCUGAUAGAUUGUUCUACUCCGUCCCCAAGGCGUGGGAUUCGGCGUCAACCUCAAACAUGACAGAUGUGAGAGAAUUGACACCGGAAUUCUUCUAUUUGCCAGAGUUCCUUCUUAAUUCAAAUAAGUACGACUUUGGCUUGCGACAGAAUAUGACCCAAGCCAUAGAUUCUGUGGAAUUGCCACCCUGGGCUAAAGGAGAUCCAAAAAUUUUCAUCGCAAAGCAUCGUGAAGCCCUUGAGAGCCCGUAUGUGAGCCGAAAUCUCCAUCGAUGGAUCGAUCUUAUCUUCGGUUUUAAGCAAAAGGGCGAAGCUGCACUGGAAGCCGUCAAUGUGUUCCAUCACCUAUCCUAUCAGGGAGCCAGGGAUCUUGAUAGUAUUGACGACCCGCUUGAGAGGCUGGCUACCAUCGGCAUCAUUCAUAAUUUUGGACAGACCCCGCAUCAAGUGUUUAAUAAGCCACAUCCUCAGCGAGAAGAAGUGCAUCACAAGCUUAAUCAGUUAGACAUUGCAGCAGAGGGCCUUACUCGGCUUCCGUUUGCGCUUUUAGAUACCCAGGAACGAGUUGCAUCUCUAUCCUUUUCCGUAAAACAUGAUAGAUUGUUAUGUGCGGCUGCUUUCAGGUUAAACAUCCCACCGAACUAUGACAAAUACAUGGAAUGGGGUUUCUCGGAUAACAGUGUCCGCUUCUACGCGUCAGAUACUAGAAGGCUUGUCGGCCACUUUGAACAUCUUCAUAUUGGACAAUUGUCAUGCGCACUUUUUGCUGAUUCGCAAACCCUCAUUACGUCUGGUGUCGAUUGUGUUAUAUCAGUAUGGUCGUAUACGACGACGACGAAGUCGGUUGAAUUGCAUCCAAAAGCUUCGUUAUUUGGACAUCGAACGCCUGUGGCAUUGCUGGCGGUGGCUCGGUCUUUCAGCACUAUUUUGUCAAGCUCAAAAGAUGGUAGAUUAAUGCUGUGGGAUCUUAAUCGACUAGAGUUUGUACGAGAGCUACCAGCUGGAGAACCUGUUGAUCACGCUCGGAUAAAUGAUGCCACCGGAAAUAUCAUGGUCUGCCGUGGUAGUCGUGUAAGUCUCUACACGCUUAACGGAGCGCUGCUACUCGAGCAAGUGGUCUGUGAUCAAAACGAGGAUUGCAUUCUCUCGUGUGCUUUUUACGAAGGAGUCAGCAACGAAUGGCUGGAGCGGGAGCUGAUUUUUACGGGCCACCGUCGUGGACUUGUUAACGUUUGGAGCAAGACCAUCCGAAACGGUCGAUUCGAGUUGGAUUUGAUCCGUCAACUCCAUCAUGUCGAUCAGGUCCGGGGAGACGGUGCAGUGUCUUCUACUGGUAUAACGUACAUUCUACCGCUAGCCCAGGCUGUGUAUACAGGCGAUGAGGCCGGGAGUGUGUAUGAAUGGACUUGUGUUCAGCGACGUUGA